GUUUUCACGCAAAACAGCGGAACCAAACGUGUUCACGUGCAGUUUCAUCGUCUCCUUGAAAUAGGGACUGCGUGUGAGUUAUCAGAGAAGUGACUCGGACGGUAGAAGUUGGAAAUGUCAAGUAAAUACAACCGUGGCACGAUGCAGUCGAGCAGUUCGUCAUGGCAGAGUACAACAAAACGCAGCGGCGGAGGGACAGGCACUGGUGGCGGAUCGAUACCAAGUCUGUUGUCUCUCGGUCUUGGGAGAGGUGGCGGCGGGUUGUUAGGAAACGCUCCUACCGACCUUAUGAGUAGUAAUCGUGGGGGAAAUCUACCAAGCGGUCAGCGGACUGACUUAAUAAGUGGUAUGCCAAGUAGUCAGAUUGGGGGAAAUCUACCGAGUGGCCAGCGGACUGAUCUGAUGAGUGGUCUUUCUAGGGGAAAUCUACUAAGCGGCCAGCGGACUGACUUGAUGAGUUGUCUUCCUCGGGGAAAUCUACCCAGCGGCCAGCGGACUGAUUUGAUGAGUGGCAGGCCUAGCGGUCAAAUUGGGGGAAAUCUACCAAGUCUGAUGGCAACCACUAAUAACAGACAAUCUCUACUUGGCCCAGGGCCUGGAAUGGCACCAUCUAAUUUCGGAUCUGGCAUGGGGAUGAAUCAGAGUUUUGGCAACAAUUUAGGUGGUGGGUCCGACUUUGGAAAUCGCAAUCUGUCGUCUUAUGGUAACAAUGAUUUUAGAAGCAAUACUGGUUUUGGGGGGUCUGAUCUGGGUGGUGGACUUGGCAGUGGUGGAAUGGGACAGCAGGGAGUGAUGCCAUUAGAUGAUUCUCUGGUAGCCAAAGUUCGCCUGCAGCAAGCUAUGUUAGCACAGAUGACACAACAGCCUGGAAGAAUUGGAAACGCAGGCGGUUACGGUAGUAGGACCAGAGACACCAGCCCCCGGGGGGAUCUGAUGAGCAGGCGUAUACCGUACAGUGGACGUCAACGAGAUAUCGGAAAUCGAAGCACAUACGACAUGAGCCGAAACCAGGACCGUGGUAGAAGAAACCAAAAUCAGAGAGAUAGCCGUGACAAACCAUAUCUGCUAUCCAGGCAGCAGCACAGAUCUCAGUAUAGUAAACCAAAUGAGCGCCGACAUGAUGAUAGGACGCGAUUCACGGACAUCAAGAGAAGUCAGACAUCCAGAAAAGAUAGUAAUCAGUCGACACACAAGCAAAGUGGAAAGGGGAGUACCAAAAGUGAAACGAGAAGUGAUGACGGUCAUACCACGCCUACUACACCAUGCUCAGCUGAUGAGGAUGGUAAUUUUGAUGAAGAAAACAGUGAUAUUUAUGAUACAGACGACCCAACUGAUGACGAAGAGAAAGACGCAUCUGGGGAUGCAGGUGUUGUCGCAAGAAAGAGGAAGCUCAAAUCUAGCGGCAAUGAAGGUGAGAAAGAUGAAUCAUCCAAGAACUUAGACGAUAUUACCGUGACAAUUAAAAAGGAUAAAGAUGGGAGAGCAGUUACUGAACCACCCAGAAAAAAAGCUGCAACAUCCGGCACAGAGGGGAAGGAUUCACAAGAUGAGACGUCUGAAACCAAGAGUACUGCUAUGCCGCAGCCUAACUGGUUUUGUCAUGUGUGUCAGAUUCGCUGUAUGGAUCUUAAAACCUAUGAAAACCAUAUGAGAGGACAACGACACAAACGUAAAAUGGAAAACAUCAAACAACUUUCCGAGUUUCAAACUCAACAAGCCACUGCACGGUUGCAUGCAGAGCAGCAUAUAAAGAAUAUACUUGGAGAUGACAAGAAACAUUUCUGUGAAGAAUGCAAAGACUCUUUCAAAGGCUCUGUCAUAGAACACAGAAAAACAUUUGAACAUAAGGUGUCUAAAAAAGAAGGCAGACCCUAUUGCAGAGUAUGCAAUGUUAGUUUUAAAAAUCCAAAGAAGUUUGUGGCACAUUGUAAUACUGCAGGUCAUAAAAAGGUUUAUGAGCUGGCACGGAAGAAAGCUGAACAAGAAGCCAAGAAAAGAGGAAGAGAAUUCAAGGAGGAUGAAGAAGGAUACCUGCCUCCAAACAUGGAAGAUUUUGUCACUGUUGAUGCUGUGGGUAUAUUUGAAGAUGAUGAUGGAGAUACGGAUGAGGAUGACGACAACAUUGAUGAUGAUGAUGAUGAUGACGGUGAAACACUAGCAAAACUUCCCUCCAAUACGUCUGCCAUGCAGAAAAUGGAAGUAGAUAAUGCUGCAGAGAGCCAGACUGUUUUUGACGAGAAUUCUGACAAACCAACAGCAGGGGUGUCGGCAUCUGCCAGACAGACAAACAAGAAACCCAGAGUCUCUGCGACAAUUCCCAAAUUAAUGGCAGUUAAAACCAAACCACCCAAAUCUACUCCCGCAGCUGCUGCACCGAUGCCGUUGCUAGGGUUGUCUUCUGAAAUUGGUCUUGAUCUUGAGCUUGGCCCCUAUAACCCAGACAUGCCAGUUGGUCAAGAGCAUGUUGUACCGGUUGCUGGGUUCUUUUGCAAGCUGUGUCAUAAGUUCUACAAUAAUGAAUCUAAUGCUAAAUUCAGCCACUGUAAAACUAAACCUCACUACACAGCUGUCAAGAAAUACCUGAAUAAGCAGAAAGAAGAACUUAUCAAGAGUUUUGACUUUGAGAAUUCCAGUGAUGGCGAGACUAAACCACACGUUGAAGAGAAACCAAGGAUUGUGACAAAGAGAACAGAUACAGUGAAAUCACCACAGAAACACCAGAACAAGCAGAGUCCCAGUGAUGUUGACACUAAGCUACAGAUAGACGAGAAACCCAAACUGAUGAUAAAGAAAACUGAAACUGUCAAAUCACCUAAGGCAACCAAUCGUGUUGAAGUUGCUAUUGAUGGAAAAGAUGAUGUUGCCAAGGAGACAAAGAAAACUGUGGAGGCGAGCAAGGCCUUACUGGUGAAAAAUAAGGAGGAUACAAGUAAGAAUGAAAUCUCUAAGAGUGGUGAAAGUAGUGAAGUCAAGGAAGAAGUCAAGGGUGAGGUAAAGAAAAUAGAGGAUGGGUUUAUGGAUGUCAAGACAAAGUUUGAAGUUAGCCCUACUCCGGCAAUUGAAAAUGAGAAACCAGUGAACAUACAGCAGGUCAAAGAUGAAAAACCAGACCUUAAAAAAGAUAAAGAGGUGAAACUGGAGUGCAAAUCUGAAGAAGGCAACAAUGGUGACGAAAUGACAGAUAAAGUUGAAGAUGAGACAUCAGAGUCGAUGGACAAAAUGAAGGAUGAAUGCAGUAUUGUUAGUGUGGAUGAUGUGUUAUUGAACGAGAGUGACGAGGCAUUGACCAUAUCAAGCCACGAAGAAACGGAAACUGGAUCUGCAAUUAAGAAAAAGAAAACCCUGAAUGAGAAAGCGACAGGUGAUGUGGCCGAUGUUGAGGAAGAAACCGACACCUCCAAUGAAGGCGGGGAGGCAGAUGUGGUGACAUCUCUUGCAACACACAAGACAAGUCCCAAACGUGGACGUACAGGGAAAGGACGUGCAAGAGGUCGAAAACGCUAA
This is a messenger RNA of Saccoglossus kowalevskii, 3504 nucleotides long. RefSeq lists its product as uncharacterized. Gene Ontology annotation, cellular component: nucleus. NCBI's taxonomy places the organism in Eukaryota, Metazoa, Hemichordata, Enteropneusta, Harrimaniidae. The record is from RefSeq and is a predicted model, not a curated record. Gene Ontology annotation, molecular function: zinc ion binding; nucleic acid binding.